This is a messenger RNA of Ustilago hordei, 405 nucleotides long. RefSeq lists its product as uncharacterized. The transcript has a single exon. The record is from RefSeq and is a predicted model, not a curated record. The coding region runs from base 1 to 405 and encodes 134 amino acids. Lineage: Eukaryota; Fungi; Basidiomycota; Ustilaginomycetes; Ustilaginales; Ustilaginaceae.
AUGCCCAGGAACGAAGUGGGGGAUAAUACUAAAGCUAUAGGGGAAGCUCACCCCAGUCAACAUAAGCUGCCUGCUACUCCCUUCCCAAAGUUCAACCCAAGGGAUGUGGAGAUCUUUAUAAUUGAAGCUGAAGCCUGGUUCAUGUUCAACCAAGUCUAUGACCAUAAGAGCAUGAUUCAUCAUACUGGCUCUCAGUUGGAAGGUAACACUUGCAAGUGGUGGACUUCCAAGUUAAGGAUUGAUUGUGAAUGGCAGAGAAGGCUAUCCCAGGACUGGCAGUACUUUAAACAGUGUUUGACUGAGCAGUACAACCCUUGCAACCCCAGAGUCAAAGCAUAUAACAAGCUUCUCAAUAUCCAACUCACAAGUGCUGCACUGGGUGCAGCCACACACCAUGUCAAGUGA